CCGAUUGUUGACUCGAAUGUCAGAUGUGGAGUCUGUGGGGCUCUUGGAAAGAUUGGUGAAAAAGCAGCAACGAAUGAGGUCAUUACUGCUCUCCUCAAUGCACUUCGAGAUCAACAAUCGGGUGUGAGAGGGGCAGCCUGUGAAACUCUUGCAAAGAUAGGGAAAAAAGCAGCAACGAAUGAGGCCAUUACUGCUCUCCUCAAUGUACUUCGAGAUCAAGACUCGAAUGUCAGACAGAAAGCCUGUGAGACUCUUGGAAGGUUUGGUGAAAAAGCAGCAACGAAUGAGGUCAUUACUGCUCUCCUCAAUGUACUUCGAGAUCAAGACUAGAAUGUCAGACAGGAAGCCUGUGAGACUCUUGGUAGGUUUGGUGAAAAAGCAGCAACGAAUGAGGUCAUUACUGCCUUCCUCAAUGCAUGUCGAGAUCAAGAAUGGUGUGUCAGAUGGGCAGCCUGUGAAGCUCUUGAAAAGAUUGGCGAAAGAGCAGCAACGGAUGAGGUCAUUACUGCUCUCGUCAAUGCACUUCAGGAUCAAGAUUCGGAUGUCAGUGAGGAAGCCUUUGAAUAUCUUGUAUAUAUUGGUGAAAAAGCAGCAACGAAUGAGGUCAUUACUGCCUUCCCAAAUGCACUUCGAGAUCAAGAAAUGUUUGUCAGAUGGGCAGCCUUUAAAGCUCUUGGAAGGUUUGGUGAAGAAGCAGCAACGAAUGAGGUCAUCACUGCUCUCGUCAAUGCACUUCAGGAUCAAGAUUCGGAUGUCAGUGAGGUAGCCUUUGAAUCUCUUGGAUAUAUUGGUGAAAAUGCAGCAACGAAUGAGGUCAUUACUGCCCUCGUCAAUGCACUUCGAGAUCAAGAAUGGUUUGUCAGAUCGGCAGCCUGUGAAGCUCUUCAAAAGAUUGGCGAAAGAGCAGCAACGGAUGAGGUCAUUACUGCUCUCCUCAAUGCACUUCGAAAUGAGUAUGUGGAUGUGAGAUUAAGAGCCUGUAAAGCUCUUGGACAUAUUUUUUGUGAGAAAGCAGCAACGAAUGACGUCAUUACUGCUCUCCUCAAUGCGCUUCGAGAUCAAGACGGGUAUCUCAGUUACGAAGCCCAUAAAGCUAUUGUAAAGAUUUGUGAAAAAGCAAAAACGAGCAUAGUGGCUACUUGCGUGGUUAACGCGGUCAAUGAUGGAAGGAUGGAUAUGAAUGACCAGGACGGGGUAAAUUGUUUUGAACAAGCCAUUUCUUUGUGUCUUGGUAUGAAGGAAUUAAACACAACGAUGAUUAAGAAACUGUAUUUAUGUGUGAUGCACAUGAAUGUUACGCUGAAAAAUAUUGCCUCAGAUCAUUUCAUGAAGCCGUUCGUGGAAACAGAGAAUGUUGCUUGGGCCCCUUUGGUUGCAUAUGGUGCGCUGCUGCAAGGCAGUGCGAUUACUAUUACUGAAAAUAAUGUUAUACGUAUGCACGAUAGUAAAGGUGUAUUGGAAUUUUCGAUUAGUCGACAUGAAUUAUUGGACAGUUUAGUAGAAGCUUGCCAUGAUCUGAAGAGCAGUUUGAUGGGUGGCUCUAUUAGUUGAUGUCGAGCAGAGAAUAAUGCCGGACUCUCAAUAACGAUUGAUGAAACUGUUCGAGUGUGUAGCAGUGACUUAUUAUCGAUAGUACUCUUGUGGUAUCAAUAAACAUUGAUUUGCUUUUUUUUUAUUCAGUAUUGAUUCUUUUUUUGAAGGUUUUCAUAUUCUUACAUGUCAAAAAUAAAUGCGACGUAUCAAUGAUAGCAUUUCUGGUUGAACUAGGGGUGUGGGGUGUGGAUCUGGGUGUGGGUGUUGGUGGGUGUGGGUAGGUGUGUAGCUAGAAUGAAUUCAAAUAGAUAUAAUCAAAUUAUGUAGCUAGCAAGAUCGGUUUCGAUUAGUGCUGAAGUUAAACUUAUCAAUUGCUUUCGUUUGAUUAUAUGAUGUUACUCAAGAAAGUAAUAUCUCUCCUACUGCAAAUAAUAUAGUUAAAAGUUAUAUAGCGAUAACUUCCAAGCUUUUAUCAUUUACAAUAAUAUAUAUUAUCGGGUAAAUAGUAUAAAUAACUAGAAUCCAACAAAUUUUUAAAGAGAUUCUCAAAUUAUGGGUGUGUAGAUAGAAUAAAUUCAAAUAGAUAUAAUCAAAUUAUGUAAUGAUUAUUAAGAAGUUUUAGAUUGAAAGCAUCGACAUGACGCGUUUCGACCUUGCUUAAGGGUCAUCGUCAGGUAUCUUUACAAUCUAUAGUAGAUAUAUCUAGAACUCUCCAAAUACUGAAGUAUUAAUAGACAAGACCGUACUACAUGAGGUCCGAAUAACAAUAUAAAAUUAUUGUAUAGUUCGAUAAGCCGGCAUGACACAUAUGUUCUCUUGUUCAAGGAUCUCUUGUUAUGGAUUAGUAUGUGUUAUUAUAUCGACUAUUGUGGUUUUUAGUAAAUAAUAGGAUAUUGGAAUUAGUAGGAUAGACCCAUAGGUGCAAUAGGAAUAUUUGCACAUAUCUCUGCAUCUAUGAUAGAAUUUAUUUGGAGGCAAUAGGAUGAAUAAGUGUUAAUCUGAAGGACAAAGAUUGAUUUGAUACGAGUCAGUAUGAGCAGUCGUUUUGUUUUGGAAUAGUCAAAAAGGUAACUGCCACAAUGAUUAUGGCACUUACAUUCCGAUUAAAGGAAUAAUGAGCGGACGUUGACUUUGUAGCAUUUAUUUAAAUAUUCGAGAGAUCACAAAGAAAACGCAUUAAUGUUCUCAGAGUUAAAUAUGGUUUGCGGAGGACAUAGUGUGGAAUCAAUAGAUACGCAUGAAAUUGACUAUAGUUCGAAUUAAGGGAGUCUUCGUUUGUUAAACAGUGAGUUCUUUCCGAAUCUUAAUGACGCAAUCUUGCAUAUUAUGUUAGUACCCUUUUACGACUGUGACAUCUAUGUUAAUUGUCGAUUUACAAGUGAAUUCUGUACAAAUGUUGGUAGAUCGCAUUGUAAGAGUGGUUUUAUCUGUACUCUGUCAAACUGAAAUUUCAGAAAAUUGAAACGUGAAUGUAAAUAAAAUUUUGUAGAUAAUAAUUUUGAAUUUUGUUUCGAAAUUUUUUUUAAAAAUUUAUAUGUAAAAUAAAUUAAUGUAGAUACAUCGUCUCUAUUUUUUCUGAGAAAUGCAUGUAGUGGAGUUCAUAUUACAAUGCAAAUACACCAAUCAACUUGAGGAGAUAGUGAGGUAAACAAAUCGUCUUUAUAAAUAUAUAUUUCUCUAUCAUUCUGUUCUAGACACGAUACUUGUCAUAUUUUUUUUCCUUUAAGAGUACGUUCCCUUAUGCAAGAAUGGAUUUCUUUGCAACAUUCGUCGCCACCAUCCACAUUUUUUUUUCUGUCAAUCACCUUUCAGUUGUGUUUUUUCGCGGAGGUCGACGCGCUAAAAUUGUGUUUAAUCGAAAUAAU
Messenger RNA from Rotaria sp. Silwood2, 3398 nucleotides. NCBI's taxonomy places the organism in Eukaryota, Metazoa, Rotifera, Eurotatoria, Philodinida, Philodinidae. The record is from the annotation of a GenBank genome assembly.